Molecule: messenger RNA, 627 nt
Organism: Carlito syrichta (Philippine tarsier)
Lineage: Eukaryota; Metazoa; Chordata; Mammalia; Primates; Tarsiidae
Exons: 2
Coding region: 7-627 (206 amino acids)
Source: RefSeq, a predicted model, not a curated record
AGGAAGAUGCUACUCAUCACACCGGUGAUGAUCUUAUGGAUGCAAUUUUCACAGGUGAAUGGACAACAGCUAAUGCAAAUUCCUCAGUUCCUGCAUAUACAGGAAGGAGAGGACUUCACCACAUACUGUAAUUUCUCAAUGACUUUAACCGUCGUACAGUGGUACAAGCAGAGACCUGAGGGAAGUCCCGUCCUCUUGAUGGUAUUAGCGAAGGGUGGAGAAGUAAAGAAGCAGAAAAGACUGACAGCUCGGUUUGGGGAAUCAAGAAAGGACAGCUCCCUGCACAUCACAGCCGCCCAGAUUGCAGAUGUGGGAACCUACUUUUGUGCAGUGUGGCACGGGGAUCCCCAAGCACCUGCUGCCUGUGCCCAAACCUUGCCUGGGGACUUCAGGGGGAGCUCUUCCUUCUCUCCCCUCAGAGCAGGAACCAAAGAAAGGAGAAAUUGCAACAUCUGCAAGGAUCUAGUGCUACUCGUCCCCAUGUGCAGUAGGAACGCACAUAGAAAUUCACUCUGGAAGACAUGGAAGAGUUUUGCAUUUUUACUUCAUAAAUCUCAACUGUUGGUUUUCUUCUACAUAGAUGUUUCAGAGAAUUCCAAUUGUCCCCAGAAGAAUCUGGAUUUUUGA